UCGGGUGCCCACCGCAUGUAAAUAAUCGGUGGCAUUGUUAGAUGGUACAGAGUUACGUUCAACAGCGCCCAGACUACGAAUGGCAGAUCCUAUCUAGCCUAUCUACAAUGCCGCUGGUGAUGUCAACAGCUUUCCGAAGUACGAGCAGAUCUCGGCCAAUGCCAUUCGCCUCAAGCACCAGGAAUGAUGUGGAUAUCCACAAUUUUCUGUCAAGGUGGUUUCUGGGUGCUCCAUAUGAACGUAUACGCUUGCAGAACAUGCGGGAGUUUGUAGCUCAUGGCUUUUACCACAGGCCUUUGUCGGAGCUCAGUGCGGCAUACCAAGAAGCUGUAGAUGAACAUGUCAGAGAGGUGGAGGCAGCUUGGGGAAUCAAGUUUCAAGAGGGAAUGGACUCUGGGAUCGCAUUCAUGGCACACACAAGGGAGCCUCUUCGGGUCUUGGAGAAGCUACGAGAGGCUAACUUCAACAUCAACGCAAAGAAGUGCGAGUGGGCCAAGACACAAGUCUUGUACUUGGGCCACGUAUUAGACGGAGAUGGCAUUAAGCCAGAGGACAGCAAGAUGGCGGCAAUUAAAGAUUGGCCGACGCCCCACACAUUGACGGAGUUGCGGUCGUUCUUAGGCCUAGCUAACUACUAUAGAAAGUUCGUGAGGAACUUCUCUGCUAUCGCCGCUUUGCGCAGGUUGCUUAAGAAAGAGGCAAUUUGGCAAUGGGACAAAGAUUAUACGUCGGCGCUAAAGAGACUGAAGCGCGCGUUAAUAGAAUACCCUGUCCUCAAAGUAGUUGAUCCGUCUUUGCCAUUUGUCGUCACCACGGACGCGAGUCAGUAUGGUAUAGGCGCCGUGUUGCAGCAAGACGACGGCAAUGGCUACAGACCCGUAUAGUUCAUGUCAGCGAGGAUGCCCUCAGAGAAGGUAGGUACCUCGACGUAUGAGAGAGAACUCUACGCUCUCAGGCAGGCUUUAGAGCACUGGGAGCAUUAUCUGCUUGGGAGGCACUUCAAAGUAUAUUCUGACCAUGAGACACUUAGAUGGUUAAAGACCCAGGCCAAGAUGACACCUAAGUUAACUAGGUGGGCCGCCGAGAUAGACCAAUAUGACUUUGAGCUCAAACCGGUCAAAGGCAAGUACAAUGUAGUUGCGGAUGCUCUGAGUAGGAGAUCAGACUACUUUGGAGCCAUAGUGCACUAUCUGGACAUAGGAAAGGACCUGCAAGAGAAAGUCCGACAGGCGUAUGCGCGGGAUCCUAUCUAUAGUGAUCUCCUCAAGAGAGUUAAGGAGGCCCCAGAGACCGAACCAGACUACCGCACUACAACAGGACUAUUGUUUGAGAAGACUAAUGUAGUAGACCGCCUGUGCGUUCCCAACUGUGAAGAGAUCCGUAGUUUGAUCUUAGGGGAAUGCCACGACACAGAGGGACACUUCGGUUGGCAGAAGACUUUAGUCAAUCUGAUGCGUGCGUAUACCUGGCCUGGAAUGAAAGCUGACUGCAUAG
Messenger RNA from Chara braunii, 1494 nucleotides. The record is from the annotation of a GenBank genome assembly. Lineage: Eukaryota; Viridiplantae; Streptophyta; Charophyceae; Charales; Characeae.